Molecule: messenger RNA, 1134 nt
Organism: Euleptes europaea (tarantolino)
Lineage: Eukaryota; Metazoa; Chordata; Lepidosauria; Squamata; Sphaerodactylidae
Gene: IL12B
Product: interleukin 12B
Exons: 8
Coding region: 1-1134 (377 amino acids)
Molecular function (GO): protein binding
Source: RefSeq, a predicted model, not a curated record
AUGUCAUUCCAGAUUCUCAUCCUAUUUUCUGUACUCUGCUUUGCUGCUCAUUCAGAAGCAAAAUGGAAACUGCAGGACAAUGUUUCUGUUGCUGUUACUUUGAGCUCAUACAGACAACCAAAUUAUUUCAUUGUAAGUUCUCUCUUCUAUGGGAAGAAUGUCUACAUCAUAGAUUCAACGUGGACUUCUUCAUCCCCAUCUGAAAAAGUACAUCUCUGCAAUGUCUCUGGGAAGGACUACUGGAUGAGAGACAACGAGACGGACAGACAUCAUGAUAGCUGGGAAAGAGAUGUGAAGGAGCCCCUAGAUGCUGGCAAUUUCACCUGUUGGAAUAAAACCAAUGGCCUUUUAAGUUACACUACUCUUUAUGUUGCUAGGAUAGGUGAAGGAAAGCUUAUGCUUCAUUCAGUUCUCGAAAGUGAAGGAUCAGGCAAAAGGAACUUCAAAUGUACAGCAAAUAAUUUUUCUGGGAAUUUCACAUGUUCGUGGAUGAUAGCUCCCCAAAUCCAGAAUCAGAGUCUAAAGUUUGCAGUCAGAAGUCUAAAUAUGAAUAAUAUUUCAGGAAGCAUAACUUGUGAGGAACCCAUAAGAGAUACUACUACAUUGAGAAAAUACUCCGUUUCCUGCAAGAAAGAGAGAUCCUGCCCAGCUGCUGAAGAGUACCAGCAAAUUGAAAUUUGUCUAGAUGUUUUUGAUAAUAAUCUAUAUGAAAAUUACACUCUCAACUUCUUCAUCAAAGAUAUCAUAAAGCCUGAUGUUACUGCGUGUGAAAUAGCUGAGAUAUCCACGUCUUCCCAAUUGUCUUGGAAACCCCCACAAACCUGGAGUACUCCAGUAUCUUAUUUUGGGCUGACAUAUCAGAUUAAAAAAAAAGGAACCCAAGAUCGGAUUUAUGAGGUUGAUAACCCUACACAACUGGAAAAUGGAAAUCUAGGCUGCAGUGAUCGAAUUCGUGGCAAUGAAGUGUGCUAUAUCCGAUCCAGGGACCGCUACAACAAGAAUUCUGCUUGGAGUGAGUGGUCUCAGCCUUGCAGUCGUGAAUCUCAAAAGAAUGGCGAAAAGCGUCACACUCGUGAUGUCAAAGAAUACAUAGUCCCAUGCAAUCGCAAAAGAAUUAGAGCUGAAAAUGCCUGA